AUGAUAUUACUGUCAAGGGGCUUACUACUAAUUGCAAUUGCGUUUGCGCCAUGCCAACAAAUGCGGCUACAUGUCAUAAAGAUAACUGGAGUACUUCUGAAGGAUGGUAAUCCGUUACCAUUAAGUAGUAAACAAGAACUGGAAGACCAUUCAGUAGUUGGACAGUUUGAAGAUGUUUGCAUCAAGAGACAGCCAUCGGUGAUGGGUACGCAAUACGAGAAAUUGGUGAAUACUGAGAAAAUAGCGGGAUACAAGAACUUUACUUGUGUUGUAACCGGUCCACGCAGUUCAUAUGUGAAAGGAGUCUUUUUCAUGCACUUCGAGUCGGAUGAAACUGAUGCCAUCACAAUAACCAAAGAGGCGUUGGAAAAGAGAAGCAUAACGGGAAAUGGUUACGACAUCACUGCUUUGUUAAUCGCAGUCCUCAAUUUUACAUUCUAA
Messenger RNA from Dicrocoelium dendriticum, 441 nucleotides. The record is from the annotation of a GenBank genome assembly. Lineage: Eukaryota; Metazoa; Platyhelminthes; Trematoda; Plagiorchiida; Dicrocoeliidae.